Molecule: messenger RNA, 366 nt
Organism: Zasmidium cellare ATCC 36951
Lineage: Eukaryota; Fungi; Ascomycota; Dothideomycetes; Mycosphaerellales; Mycosphaerellaceae
Exons: 1
Coding region: 1-366 (121 amino acids)
Source: RefSeq, a predicted model, not a curated record
AUGCCGCCCGUCGCAUAUCUCAACCUCACCUGCCUUCUUCCAGCACAGCAACUCCCGCUCUCACAAAGUCAUCAACAUCGACAAAGCUGCGUCAUGAACCAUCGAGAUGGGUAUACAGAUCAUGGGAUACGAAAUGAAUUUGUCGAACCAAUUAUCACCGCCAAGCCGGGAAGCGCUCUUAUCAUGGCCGGCACCCACAACGAGACCCUGAAGUGGAUUUGUGGAGGGCUGGUCGCCUCGCUAGAACCUGCACAUGCAUUCCUCCGCCGCCCAACAAAAAUACUCUCGUAUGAACUUACAAACGCAGCACGUACAGUAAUGCUACGCUCCUUCGCCUAUCCUUCGUCGCAGCGCGGUCAACGCUGA